Molecule: messenger RNA, 740 nt
Organism: Coccinella septempunctata (seven-spotted ladybird)
Lineage: Eukaryota; Metazoa; Arthropoda; Insecta; Coleoptera; Coccinellidae
Product: caltractin-like
Exons: 2
Coding region: 131-721 (196 amino acids)
Biological process (GO): mitotic cell cycle; centriole replication
Cellular component (GO): centriole; centrosome
Molecular function (GO): calcium ion binding
Source: RefSeq, a predicted model, not a curated record
GUUUUUCGUCAUUCAAAAAUUUUUUGUCGCGGUUAGUACUAGUUCGGGUUUUUCCGUAAACGCUGUGGCAAAUCUUUUUUUAUUUUUUUAAUGUUUUGUGUAUUCUGCUAAAUCCCGGCGUGAUAUAGCAAUGGAACUUUACUCAGAAAUCACCGGAGAUUUUCGACUUCCAUCAGAAACCGCCCAAGUAAAUUCGAGGCACAGCAUGGAUGCAUACAUGAGAGCAACCGAAAAACCUUUCAGUAUGAAAAUAAAGAUCAGUCGGGAGCAAAAAGAUGAUCUUCUCGAAGCAUUCAAUCUCUUCGACCUAGACGGUGAUGGAAAGGUGACUAACAGCGAGCUUCGUGUAGCAAUUCGUGCUUUAGGAUUCGAGGUCAAACCAGAAGAUAUCAAAAAACUGAAAGAAAGUGCAAAAGUUUGCGUGGGAAUCGAUUCUCUCUCCUAUAAAAAUUUUCUCGAUUUAAUGGAGGCUAAGAUGCUUCAACCGGACGAAACAGAGGAAAUUAUCAAGUACUUCAAUUUAAUAGAUACAGAUGGAAAAGGAAGAAUUGACUUCAAUAAAUUGAAAGGAGUUGCUACUGCAUUAGGGGAAGAUGUAUCUGACGAGGUAUUACAAGAGAUGCUUUUUGAAGCAGGUCCUGAUGUUGUCACUUUGGACGGAUUGAUAAGAUUCAUCAGGUCUAGUACGAUUCAGUUGCAGGAACUGUACAAUAGAAAAUGAAUAAACGAAUUUAAAAAUG